Messenger RNA from Hordeum vulgare subsp. vulgare (domesticated barley), 751 nucleotides. RefSeq names its product autophagy-related protein 8A. The transcript is spliced from 6 exons. The record is from RefSeq and is a predicted model, not a curated record. Lineage: Eukaryota; Viridiplantae; Streptophyta; Magnoliopsida; Poales; Poaceae. The coding region runs from base 140 to 499 and encodes 119 amino acids. Gene Ontology annotation, biological process: cellular response to nitrogen starvation.
CCACCACCAAACCCUACCCCGCGACUUCCUUCCGGUUGCUUCCGCCGAGCGACUUUCAAUCCAGUCUCCCCCCUCGAUUCCGCCACCCCGAUCGCCUCGAUCAAUCUCGUCCCCGGCAGCGCCAUCCCAUCGGUUGGAGAUGGCCAAGACUUGCUUCAAGACCGAGCACCCCCUGGAGAGGAGGCAAGCUGAAUCUGCCAGGAUCCGUGAGAAGUACGCUGAUAGAAUUCCGGUGAUUGUUGAGAAGGCUGAUAAGUCUGAUGUCCCGGAAAUUGAUAAGAAGAAGUAUCUUGUCCCUGCCGACCUUACUGUUGGCCAGUUUGUCUACGUGGUACGGAAGAGGAUCAAGCUUAGCCCAGAAAAGGCCAUCUUCGUCUUUGUGAAUAGCACCUUGCCACCGACUGCUUCGUUGAUGUCUGCGAUCUAUGAAGAAAACAAGGACGAGGAUGGCUUCCUGUACAUGACUUACAGUGGCGAGAACACUUUCGGGUCUGCCUAAUCCAUCUGCCUGGCCACUGUAAAUAAAUGGAUGUUCAGGUUGCGACGUCUGUGUACAUACUAUCACUAGUAUGCUGGUGGAUUGCUGUCAUGGUUUAAUGCGUUAGUGUUUGGUAUCUUAUUAUCAUCUGAAUGUCGGCCUGUAAAACUCUAUACUUCGAAGGGUCGAAGAUUUAUCUGUUCUUGUCUGAUUUAUGUUCCUAAUGCUCUGUGAUGAUAUCAAUUGCAAACUCAUGGUAAGAGUUUUUCUUAA